CGCGGAUGUCAAACGCUUCGAUUAACCAAAAAAAUUAGAAUUCUUUUCACGUCCGCUUUUCCAGAUUCAUACUUUGCUCGUCUACCUUUCGGUAUUGCCGAACCGCUGAAUCGAUUCGCAGUCCGUUUAUACCUUCAAUCGCUCAAUCCUCUCUCUCAUAUCACGCAUGUAGCAUCGAUUCAAUGUUUGUUGGAUUUUCUCGAAUGUCGAGAAGGAAUCAUAAGUGUUCUGUUGUAAUUCUUGAGUUGCUCGCAAAUUCUUCAUAGUUGUGUCCCAAGUUGUAUAUGGAAUACGAGCCGUACGAUAGCAGUGGUGAGUCAAAGAUUGGGGAUUCAGUUUAUUACUGAUCAAUGGGAUUUUCGAAUUAGCAUUCGCUUGAUAAGAUUGUGUUUAGUUCGAUGAACUGGUUAGGUCUUCAGUUCGCGAGUUUUUUUGUGGAAAACGGUGUGAAAGCUUUAUUCAUACUCCAUUGUUACUUUUGCCCGUUUCUCCUUCAUUGAGGUACAGAUGACGAUCUUCCUCCAUCGCAUCAAAAUAGGAUUCCUAGAGGUGGCCACAUUGCCAUUAAUGGUAUAUCAGCUGUCGGAGGCUCUGUCCCUUAUCCAAGUCUGAAUAGAGAAACUGAUAUGAAGAGUCUAAUUCACCAGCUGGAGCAAGAGGCAUACAGUUCUGUUCUAAGAGCCUUUAAAGCUCAAGCAGAUGCAAUUACUUGGGAUAAGGAAAGUUUGAUAACUGAACUUAGAAAAGAGUUGAGAUUGUCAAAUGAAGAGCACAGGGAGCUUCUUGGCAGGGUAAAUUCUGAUGAUGUCAUCCGAAGAAUAAGAACAUUCUCACAAAGUUCCAUCAAAAAAUUCCACCGGGAAGCACCUCAUAUGGAGGCGGCCAGACGGCGGUUCCAGGAGUGGAGACAAUCUGGUGGCAAUCAACAAGGAAUACUUAGUACAGGCCCUCAACCAGGCAUUCAUGAUCUAGUCCCCAGUCCUGUGUCCGCUUCUCGGAAGAAACAGAAUGUUGUAUCAUCUCUACCAUCUCAAUCCUUUGGUGGACCAUCACCUGGUUUUUACCCAGCAGCAGUAACUACAUUUAAUCAACCAUCUUCGACGGUUGCUAAAAGAGGGCCUAUGGGGCCCAAAGGGAAAAAACAGAAACCUGGUCUAGUAAUGCCAGGUGCAACUAAGACACAAUAUCCUCCCUCUGGUCCUUCUGGAAGAGGACAAUUUGUUAAUAGAAUUUCUAAACCAACUGAAGGAGCUUCAUUUGAUCCAUUAAUUGGUAGGAAAGUGAGGACCAGAUGGCCUGAUGACAAUAAUUUUUAUGAGGCUGUCAUUACUGAUUAUAAUCCAGUUCAGGGACUUCAUGCUCUUGUUUAUGACAUUGGCACUGCAAAUGAGACUUGGGAAUGGGUGAACCUCUCAGAGAUUUCUCCUCAGGAUAUUCAAUGGGACAAUGAUGCAGGAGACCAAGGAGUAAAUAGAGCUAUUGGUCGUGUUAGUGCCCCAACAGGUGUUGGCAGAGGAAGAGGGCUGACUAAAGCUCAGCCCGCAAAGGAUUUUCCACCACCACAGAACGGUGUAGCUAAGAAAGUAUCAGACUAUAUUCAGUUACUUCACACUGAUACAUUAAUUAAAGAGGUUGAGAGGAUAUUUGGUGCCUACCAUCCUGAUCCCGUAGAAAUUGAGAAGGUCAAAAAAGUGCUGAAGGAGCAUGAGCAAUCACUUAUAGAUGCUAUUUCAAGACUUGGUGAUAUUUCUGAUGUUGAAAGUGAUGAAUGCAGCCAUUUCAUGCACGGACAUCCGAUGGAGGCAUAGUGACAUGUUAAUAGGCUAAUAAUAGGUGGUAGAAGCAGCUUGCAUUAUGAGACUCAUACUAGUAGUCAAAUGAUCUUCAUAGUUUGUUUGACCUUCCAGAACGUAGGUUGUAACAAUCGGCUAUGGUUGUGUUUAUUCAUUUUAAUUUGUAAAAAGAAAAAUUAUUAUCAUAGUUUUAGCUUGUUACCAUGCAUGUACAGUCUUUGUUG
This is a messenger RNA of Cuscuta epithymum, 2017 nucleotides long. The record is from the annotation of a GenBank genome assembly. Lineage: Eukaryota; Viridiplantae; Streptophyta; Magnoliopsida; Solanales; Convolvulaceae.